AUUCAUGUAAAGUCAAUUUAACAUCCAAUUAAAAUUAUUAACCUACAACGAAAAGUUUUAUGAUCUUGUUCAAAAAUGUAUUUAUCAGAAAAACUAUUAAUUAAUUAAAUGUCAAGUUGCGGAUUUAUCCAAAAGCUCUAACGAUAGAAACUUGUACAUUGUGCGGGUGGUAUUUUUUAAGUUUCCGCUUUUAGCAAUAUGGCUGCCAGUUGUUUAGGGUAAUGUGGCGUUCCACAAAUCUGAGUGAAAUUUUUACAAUUUAUUCUACCGACGUAAAGAUGCAUAAAGUUUUUAACGUUUUAUAGCAGUGUUUCAUGAAAAGGCAGUACUACGAAUAUUUUAAGUUGGUGAUAAAAAUUUUGGAUGCACACAAUUUGCCUUAUAAAUUGAACAGUCAACAAACUUUUGUUUGUUUCAUUCAAGAGGAAUUAUAUAUUUCUGUUGAGAAUAUUCGAUUAUGAACCAUCCAUAUAAUUCCUGAAAAUAGUGGAUCAAGGGCUGAAGUAGACUCUAGGUUAUGGCAAACUUGAAUUUCCAGCAAGCACCUAGAAGCCUAGCUAGUGGCGGUGUAGGUGGAGUUGGAGUUGGAGGCCGAGUGGGUUCAGGGCUGGUUGGUGGAGUAUCUGGUCAUGUGACGCCUACAUUCGGCGGGGCGUUGUCGCCCGGCCGAGGUUCCACGGCAAUGCCAGGAGGUGCACCACCUACCAUGGCCUCAAGAGCCACCCUUUUUGGUCAACGGGCAUUUGCAGAUCGGAGAGUACCUAUACCAACACCUUUAUCUCAAGCCAACUCUAACUCUAUUUCAAGUAUGGCGAAUCUGUCAAGGUUUAAUGCCAGUAGUAAUUACCAUUCUGUGUUCGGGGAGGGGGGCGACACAUCGACACCUCCUUUACUGGACCUGAGUGAAUUCCCUUCACUGACGGCAAGAGGCGCCGGUGACCAAGCACCUGCCGCAGCGCCGCCGCCGCCUGGCUCUAAACCGUACGUGGGUAUGGUGAAGCAGCCAACAUCGGAGCAAUCUGAGUUCACGAUGUCAUCGGAAGACUUCCCUGCGUUACCGGGCACGAGUACGGGCGGCGCUGCGGUCGCGAAUGCCACUGCCCACGUCGCAGCACAUACAACGCAGGCCACACACCCUGCGCAUGCGCCGCAGACACUAGAAUAUGCAAACCACAACGACACUAAGCCACGGAAAGGGAUACAGACCUCGCCGGAUGGCAAAGUGACGAAUAUACCGGAGACGAUGAUACCAAACCAGUUUGGUAUUGUGGGACUGUUAACGUUUAUUCGCGCGGCGGAGUCCGACCCGAGUCUGGUAUCAUUAGCGUUAGGUCAGGACUUGACUGCCCUUGGAUUGAAUUUAAACUCACCUGACAACCUUUACCUUACCUUUGCUGGACCUUGGGCGGAUACGCCCUGCAGGCCACAAGACAUGGACUAUCACGUGCCUCCCGAGUAUCUGAUAAAUGGAGCUAUUAGGGAAAAAUUGGCGCCCCUACGACUGAGUCGAUAUAAGGAAGAUCUAUUAUUCUAUUUAUUUUACUGCUUCGUGGGCGACGUGCUACAAAUUGCAGCAGCAGCCGAAUUAUAUAACCGCGAAUGGCGGUAUCAUAUGGAGGAGAAGGUGUGGAUCUCGCAAGCGCCCGGCAUGCCUAUGGUGGAAAAAACGUCCACUUACGAGCGCGGCACCUACUAUUUUUUUGACGCGCACAAUUGGCGCAAGGUGGCGAAAGAAUUUCACCUGGACUACAGCAAACUGGAGGGGCGGCCGCAGCUGCCGCCGCACGUGCUCACGUAGCGCCCGCGCGCACACGCACCUAUUGUAGUUUUGUUAUAUAAAAAGUACAAGUU
This is a messenger RNA of Parnassius mnemosyne (clouded apollo), 1851 nucleotides long. Lineage: Eukaryota; Metazoa; Arthropoda; Insecta; Lepidoptera; Papilionidae. The record is from the annotation of a GenBank genome assembly.